Colletotrichum navitas is the source of this 1543-nucleotide messenger RNA. RefSeq names its product glutathione S-transferase. Gene Ontology annotation, cellular component: cytoplasm. Gene Ontology annotation, molecular function: glutathione transferase activity. Lineage: Eukaryota; Fungi; Ascomycota; Sordariomycetes; Glomerellales; Glomerellaceae. The record is from RefSeq and is a predicted model, not a curated record. The coding region runs from base 198 to 1208 and encodes 336 amino acids. The transcript has 6 exons.
UGCUCACUACAUAUCUUUGAAAGUAAAGAUAAGCAACCGGUAACGUCAUUAAUAUCAGAGGUCUAUACUAUAUAAUUGACGCUGAAAAGCCUCUGGAGGUGAUCAUUGCAAGCGCCAUAUAUUUGAAAUCAAGGAGUACUAUAUUGGUUCUGUCGAACACUUCGCGACCCUUAAAACAUAAAGAUAUCAGGACCAUCAUGACUACUACGGGAUGGAAACAAUUGAAUGACAAGGAUGGCAACUUCCAGCGUCCUGCAACCGUUCUCCGUAACUUCAUCUCCAAAGAGCCAGGGUCCAAGUUUCCGCCCGAAAAGGGAAGAUACCAUCUCUACGUCAGCUAUGCUUGUCCAUGGGCGCACGAAACCCUCAUCGCCCGUAAGCUGAAGGGUCUGGAAGAUGUCAUCUCGUUCUCUGUUGUACAUUGGCACCUCGAUCUCGAGACAGGAUGGCGCUUUCCCACUUCCUCGGAAGCCGAAGUCGAUGGCGACAACGUGGUGCCAGAUCCUCUGCACGAGGGUUUUACCCUCUUGCGCCAGAUUUACUUUGAGACCGAUCCCAAUUACUCCGCAAGAUUCUCCGUGCCUGUCUUGUACGACAACAUCCAAAAAGUCAUUGUGAACAAUGAAAGCAGCGACAUACUUCGGAUGCUCGGAGCAGAGUUUGACGACAUUAUUGAUGAGAAGUACCGCAACGUCUCGCUAUACCCCGAGACGCUCCAAGACCAGAUCGAUGACGCUCAUGCGUGGCAGUAUGAUCAAAUCAAUAACGGGGUGUACAAGUGUGGGUUUGCGGUCACCCAAGAUGCAUAUGAACAUGCUGUGACGUCUGUGUUUGACGGAUUGGAUCGGGCUGAAGCUCAUCUGGCGUCUCCCAAGCCCUCCGAUGGUCCGUACUGGUUUGGAAAGGAGAUUACAGAAGUCGACAUACGGUUAUUCGUUACACUUAUUCGAUUUGACCCGAUCUACAUGUUCCAUUUCGAAUGCAACAUUCGAGACAUACGCUCCGGUUAUCCCCGCCUUCCCAACUGGCUCCGCAACCUGUACUGGAACGUGCCGGCGUUCAAAGACACGACCAACUUCAUUCACAUCAAGAAAGGCUACACCAAGAGCCAAACCAACGUCAAUCCACUUGCAAUCACGGCGAUGGGGCCGUUGCCACACAUCCUAUCGCUGGAAGAUGAAGUCCCCGCUGUUCGUAUCUCAAAAUAGAGCGAGAUGGCCAGACGGGCUUUGGUAACGAAACUUUUUUUUAUUGAGCAACUAUGAGUACUGCGCUGCAAUAAAAUUUCCCUAUUUUUGUUCAGUCAGAGAGAAUUGUCAGGAUUUUCAUUUAGCCCCAGACCUGCGCCUGAGUGCUUCCAAGUCGUGGCCCAAGUAUUACGCAUCGGAUGCUCACUCCUUCAUGAUCCUACCCCCUUAAGCCAUCACGACCAUAUGCACUUGUCGAAAAAGACAACGUCAACUGCGGACAGCAGUUAACGCCUUAUAUCUUAUGACAACACUAUCUGCGUAUCGUUGGCAAGCUGUAAUUAGGUUAGCUUUGU